ACUAAGAUACUCAGUUCCAAGUUUGGAGCUUUUAGCUGCCAGCCCUGGCCCAUCAUGUAGCUGCAGCACAGCCUUCCCUAACGUUGCAACUGGGGAAAAAAUCACUUUCCAGUCUGUUUUGCAAGGUGUGCAUUUCCAUCUUGAUUCCCUGAAAGUCCAUCUGCUGCAUCGGUCAAGAGAAACUCCACUUGCAUGAAGAUUGCACGCCUGCAGCUUGCAUCUUUGUUGCAAAACUAGCUACAGAAGAGAAGCAAGGCAAAGUCUUUUGUGCUCCCCUCCCCCAUCAAAGGAAAGGGGAAAAUGUCUCAGUCGAAAGGCAGGAAGCGAAACCCUGGCCUUAAAAUUCCAAAAGAAGCAUUUGAACAACCUCAGCCCAGUUCCACGCCACCUCGAGACUUAGACUCUAAAGCUUGCAUUUCUAUUGGAAAUCAGAACUUUGAGGUGAAGGCGGAUGACCUGGAGCCUAUAAUGGAACUGGGGCGAGGUGCGUACGGGGUGGUGGAGAAGAUGCGACACGUGCCCAGCGGGCAGAUCAUGGCGGUGAAGCGGAUCCGGGCCACAGUAAAUAGCCAGGAGCAGAAAAGGCUACUGAUGGAUUUGGAUAUUUCCAUGAGGACAGUGGACUGUCCUUUUACCGUCACCUUUUAUGGUGCACUCUUCCGGGAGGGUGAUGUUUGGAUCUGCAUGGAGCUCAUGGAUACGUCGCUAGAUAAAUUCUACAAACAAGUGAUCGAUAAAGGCCAAACAAUUCCAGAGGACAUCUUAGGGAAAAUAGCAGUUUCUAUUGUAAAAGCGUUAGAACACUUACACAGUAAGCUCUCUGUCAUUCAUCGAGACGUCAAGCCUUCCAACGUGCUGAUCAACACUCUGGGCCAAGUAAAGAUGUGCGAUUUUGGAAUCAGUGGCUACCUUGUAGACUCUGUUGCUAAAACUAUUGAUGCAGGAUGCAAACCGUACAUGGCCCCUGAAAGAAUAAACCCAGAGCUCAAUCAGAAGGGAUACAGUGUGAAGUCUGACAUUUGGAGUCUGGGCAUCACAAUGAUUGAGUUGGCGAUCCUUCGGUUUCCCUACGACUCUUGGGGAACCCCCUUCCAGCAGCUCAAACAGGUGGUCGAGGAACCCUCGCCACAACUCCCGGCGGAUAAAUUCUCCGAAGAGUUUGUUGACUUUACCUCACAGUGCUUGAAGAAGAAUUCCAAAGAACGGCCAACAUAUCCAGAACUUAUGCAACAUCCAUUUUUCACCCUACACGAAUCCAAAGCAACAGACGUGGCAUCUUUUGUAAAACUGAUUCUUGGAGACUAAGUACCGUGGACUCAGUCGGUUGGCCCUCCUGUGGAUUGGUGGGUUUACAGGGUGAAGAGGUUCACAAAAGCGCCAAUAGAAACUCAUCUUUGAGAUAAUUUAAUCCUGCCUCUCAGAAGGUUUUUUUUUUCUCUCCCCAUUUUCUUUCUUUUUUUUUUUCCCCUCCAAAGGGGGCCUUGGAAUCUCUAGUAUAGAAUGAACUGUCUAGAUGGAUGAAAUAUGACAAAGGCUUAGGACUUAAAAGGGUGAUUAAAUAUUUAAUGAGGUGUCAUAUGAGUCCUUAAGCUUCUCAGACUUCUCUUGUUCUUUAUGAAACGAAUGCAUUGGCCCUGGUCACAAGGUGCUACCAUAGUGAUGAAAUUGUAAGUAGAUCUGUAGUUUGUCCCACUUAUUAUUUUAAUAUUUAUGUUUCAGCGCUUGGUUGCAAAGAUGCUAUUUUAUGCAAGGAGGGAGAUACAAAAGACAAGGUUGGGUUGGCAAUAUUUAUAGGGCUUUUAUUUUUUCAGUUCAAUCGUGUCUGUGGUCCAGAAGAAAUUAUUUAAUAUGCAUCUUUAAGAGUAUUGUAACCUACCUGUUCCAGCUGUGGUGGCUACUUGCCACGUCCUCGGAUUUCUGCUCAACUCCUGGGUCAUAACCACAAUAUUUCAGGGGAAGUGGCGAGCCAUCCCGGUCAUAACCCUUUUCCUAACUUUGGAAAACAUAAAAUCACUUUGAUCUCAGAGUCACAAAUUUGGUUCUCUUGGCAUUUGUGGUAUUAAUGGAAUGUGAUUCGUAAUGCGAUUUUAUAUCACCUGUCUCUCCUCUGUGUGUGUGUGUGUGUGUGUGUAUUUGAUAAGUCACGAGCUCUGCCAAGUGGCUUCUGUGAACAUCUCUAUCUAGUAAAGAGGACGUGUGUCAAUUCUGAGAGGAGAUAUCAUGUCGAACCACACAGAGAAUCGGUGCCUUCUUCUGCUUCUGCCCCUCCUUAUGAUAUGUAAGCCCCAAGGAUUGCCUUUGUGGCAAUCCUUCACAUACCCUUUUGCUUCCUUCUUCUUUUUUAUUUCUUGUUCAAUAAAAAAGCCUUACUAUUAACGGGAGGGCUGCAAUAGAAGACAAUGAAAGUUCUUUGAUAAGGUGAGGAGUUAAUGGGGAGGGUUGAAUUCGUUCCUUGGAAUAGAUUGCCAGAUUUCCACAGGUUGAGGUGAGGCCACAUUUUUCUCCAGCAGCACGCAGUAGCUCUUUUGGCUGGAGGAGGCUGGUGCCCUUGUGGGUCCCUGGCAGGUGGACAACACAACGAAAGCCCUUUCUCAGGGCUAAAUAUGCCCCUGCGUUCUCUAGAUUCCUUGAGGAAAAAGGAGUGAAGUGAUACAGGGAAAUUGUAGACCGAUAAUAACAAAGAAACAUUGCUUUUGGACAUUGGGUUGAUAUAAGCCUAUUCUUGGAGGACAAGGAUGAAGAAUUCACAUUAAAAACGAAGAAGGGAACUCACUGUUUCUUUCUUUGCCUCAAGUUCACAGAUAUGGGACUUACUGCUCCCUAAAAUCCUCCCCUCUUCCCCUUUUAGAUUUUGAAGUGCUCUUUCUUAUUUUUCUGUGUCCGUGUUUUCCCCUUGACCUCUGUUUUACUCAUAGCAGUUGCUCCGAGUGAGUGUGGUACUUCCAUACACUUCUUUGUAUCCAGUUGAUCAAAUGUAGUUUCAUCUUCUUGAAAGCUACCUCUGUCCUCAUCUUUUUCCAGCCAGAAAAGGUGUGUUAUCCUAAUUACGGCCAUUCACUCUCCCACCCACCUUCCUAAAUCUGGCAGUUUCUCUCUUUGAGAUCAAGAGAAAAAAAAAAACAACACACACACACAACCGUAUUCCUUCCUUCCUUCAUCCAUCUUAUGAAAAAAAGCAAGUAGUAGAAAAAAAAUCGGAGGUCAUUCCAUGACAGUUUUUGGUGAAAUACAUAAAGGAAAACAUCUUUUUGCUCGGAGUCAGAGACUCUUACCUGCUGUUCAGUGUGGUUUCUGCUUAGAAACAGUCUUAACCGGCGUGUUCGUUCACCUGUGUAUGCCUCUCUAGUGUGUGGGCCCAGGGCCUCAGCUUGCAAAACAAUCAUACGGAGGUAGAGGAGGAGUUCAUCAAUGGUUCUCAGUCUCAUGCACACUGGAAUCUCUGGGAGCUGGUGAACACUACCAAUGCCAAGGUCCAGGGUGGGGCCUGAGAACUGGUCUUUCUCACACACCGUUUGUGAUUCUGAUGCACAACACGGUUGAGGACACUGGUCUAGUACCUUUGAAAGAGAGAAUUGACCUACAAUUUCUCAGAGACGGCACGUUCCCGGAAUACUGAUUUGAACCUUGGGAUACAUUUUCCCCAUAGAAAUGAUGUGCUCCAUGGUGAUUAGAUGUCUUCUGUGCUAACGUAGAAUGGCUUGAUGGUCUUAUGAGUCUAAAUUCUAGAAUGUGGGGUGUUUUUUUUUUUUUUUGAGAACUGUUACAAGUUCUAAACUAAUUUUAAAAUAAAAAUGGAGAUACACAAACCAUAUUUAAGUUGUUGGAAGUUGGAAGUUUCCUGUACGUACACUCAGGUUACUCGAUCCUCUAUCUUAACUUCGCUCAUUGUGUAUCAUGAUUAUUACUGUUUUUGCUCGCCUCUGGUUGGUUAGCUUUUUAAUGGUGGUCCUACCUUCCUUUGCUGUUGGUCACUUCUGCCACGUCGGAUGUCCUAGUUAGGGACGUGAGAUACUCAUUAGCCUCAGGAUUCGAGGAAGCCAGCGCUGAGACUAAAGGGGCUCCUGGUUUCUCCAAGAGCACUUGAUUUAGUGUCUUUGGAAAGUGAUGACAAAGGAGACGGAGAGGGGCUAAUGUUUUCACAGUUUUUAACACUAAAAAUGCCUCUGCUGACCAACAGCCUUUAUCAGCUCUGCUGAGAGAAACUACUCUGUUUCUUCCAAAGUUGUCUAAUGAAACGCUUUAUCUUCAGCCUGAAAGUGAAGUACAUGGCUUAGUCCCUGACUUUCUGCCCCAAUGCUUUUCUGGCCACGUGACUGCCUCCGACCUUGAAGGGAAGAUUCAUAUAUUCAUAGAAUUCACUGGAGUUGGUGGUCAGAUCGAGUAAAAUGAAUUAAACCUCUAUUGUGCUGGGGAUUUUGUCUUCUUAGUGUCUGUCUAUGGCUUAGAGGGCAAUUUCCUGGCUUAAAGCAAUCUUCCGUUUUUAUUGAAUUAGCAAGUAGAAGGUGCAGAUUUUUGGACCCCUGAAAAUUUACAUAUUCAGAUGGAAAAUUGCCAGAGUAAAAUCUAGGGCAAAGAAACUGCCAAACAAACCCUAUUAGAAUAGGAAAAAAAAAAAGAUAUUUUAUUGGAGAAGGUCUGUGUUCCUCUUGUCUAGGGGUGUGUGCGUGUGUGUGUGUGUGUUUUAGCACUGUUAAAUAUGCUGGCAGCUAAAGAUACUCUUUGGUUUUCUUUGGCUUUAAUUGGGGUACUCUGGAUUUCUUUAGGAAUCUGUUGAAAGCUAGGACCUUUUCCCUAGGAAAAUGCACAUGGUACAUGGAACACAUAGUUUUGCAAACAUUUUUUGUUGAGGGAAAGGGAAUGGAGUCCAGUUUAUAGACCCCAUAGGAUCAAUAAUCUCUGCUCUGUAGAAUGUGGGCUGUGACAUUCUAGACCAAGACUGGCAAGCUUUUUCUGUAAUGGGCCAGAUAGUAAGUAUCUUUGGCUUUGUGUCCCAUUAGUCUUUUACCACAACUUGGGUCUGCUGUUGCAGAACGUGGAGCAUCCGUAAGCAAUACAUAAAUUAACGAGUCUGUGCCCCAGUGAGGCUUGAUUUACGAAAUCAGGUAAUGGGCUGGAUUUGGCACACAGGCUGUGGAUUUCCAGCACCCAUCCUAGACGAUCAAAAUACAAAACUAAUUGAUGAGCUCUGUAUAUAGUUUUUCCAUUUAGUGAAUACUGAGCUCAGCCGCUAUUGAGGCAGAUUAGGAAGAUGGACAUAGGAAAUGAAUUUGGGAAGGGGGGAGAUGGUUCAGUCCAAUGGAAAUGGCCUCUUCAUUUUCUCAGGUAAGUAUUCCUUGCCCUGGAAGCCAAUGGGACAGUUUUCCUCAGUUGAGAUCGAGUACCUACUUUUUCCAUUUCUAUACGAUAGCCCAUAUAACUUACUUCAACUUGGAAAUAAAAGGCAGGCUUCUCUUAGACGGCAACAAUAUUCUUGUUGUCUCUGAGCUUUGCAUUUCAUUUCUCUCUGUGGUGUGAUGCCCAUGCAGGGGGAAUCAUGAACCCGGACCCUAAUCAUUUGGUCUUCCUUUCCUCUGAACUGCAUUAGGAUGUGAGAAUUUGGGAGGUCUUAGUGCCCUCAGAAGUAGAAGGCAGAUAGAAUUCUUAAAAUCUUCCAGUUCAUCCACCUGAGCUCUUUGGCCACCUUGGAAGAUAGUAAGGCAGACAAAGUUUGGGGUCAAAAUACUUGCUCGAAAGCAGACUCAGAGCUCCGGGCUUUCACUGUGACAGGAGACUUAGGCCCACCCCUUGAGCACUGUCAUAAUCGUCACUAAAUUUCUACCCCAAGGGGCCUAUGCAAAUGCCUCCUUUCUGAUGUGAUGAUCUUGGGUUGCCAGCCCUGGUUGAGUUUCUGGGCCGCCUCGUCUCUAGUGUAAGCUUUGCCUUCCCUAUGGGACCAGAACAACUAUAAUUUGCUUCACCUUCUAUCAGCACUUGUCCCCUUUUUGCCAAAGGAACCCUAUACCAAGACCUGUCUGCCACCUAGGCUGCCCAUUUCCCCUUUCUUCUCCCAGAACAGCCCAACACAUCUGACUUGAUGCUGUCAUCUCUUUAUUAUUCAGAAACAAGUUUUCUUCCUGCCGCAUCAUCAGGCAAACAUAAAUUAUACUUAGAAGAACAUUUGGAACUGCCUGAGUAUUAGGUAUUCGAUCUGGCAAUUUACGUGAAAGAAUGUUUUCUCUUCGCCUAGGGAAACAAAACCUGAAUUCCAGAGCCUUCAAAAAUGACAUUAUCCUUCUGGGGAAAGCACCUUGCCACCAAGCACAUCACUCACCACUCGUUCCUGGUAUCUGCAAAGAAGAUGAGUCCUUUUGCUGAGGUUUAGAGAGGCACUGUUGAAAGCUAUGCAAAUAUAAUUUGGGUUUUCUAAGGGACUCAUUUGGAAUCAACACUUAACGUCGGGGUUUAUCUUUUCGGCUCUUGACCCAAACUCUUUUCUCAAGCAAAAUUUCUCUAAAAGCCUCUUUCCUAUCUGAGGUGAAGGGGACUGCGCCCUAAGUAGAAACACAAAGCAAGGUCAAGGACUUUGUGGUAGAGAUUUUUUUUUUUUUUUAAAGAAAAAAAUAUCCCCUCUAACACAAAUAUGUGUUAAUAGAAUUAAAAAAUAUCCAACCUAGUUCCCAGGGACUGUCAGGAUCUUGACAUCAUUCAUAUUGUUAUUUGAAGUAACUACGACACUGAGCCCUUCAUCCUCGGGAGUUUGCAGUGAGGUCUGGGGAGAUUUGCAUUGUGUUUCUGUCUUGGAGGUGUCAGUAUGGAAAGAUUUCUCUGUGGGCUCUUUGUCGGGAUACAUACAGGUUUUCCCCCGGGUCCACUUUUGUGUUUCUGGACUCAGGGUCUCUUUCAAGGAAUGAGGCUAAUGCUCUUCUGACUUGGAGACGGAUUUCAGGGAACGAACGGGAAUGUUUAGGCAUGUACUUGCGUCUUAAUGUAGGAAGCAGAACUUCCUAACUAGCCCCCAGAGUUUGUGGCUUUGACCAAGCCACGUGGUCCUUCCUGGUUCCCUUGAUUACAUUUGCUUGUUCGUCCUGCACCAGGCCCACGUGACCUGGGCCGACUGAACGCUUCUGUGUAAAGGAACAGAUCCAACUAAGAAUCGGCAGUUUUGCCUUGGUUUGACAACGUGGAUUCCGUUGUUCCCAAAUCUUGAAAAUGUAAGGGAUAUCUAAGAGAACUUUUAGCAAAACCCUCAUUCAGACUGUAAGACCUUAUAAUAAAACUUCCAUUCGGCCUGUACAGAAGGACUGCUGGAUUGGGUAUCUUCCUCUGAAGUAAUUGUGGCCGGAAAUGAGCAGUUAGCAUCAUUUGGUCAUUAUGAACAUUUGUUUGUCUUGGGGUACGCAAGGUAUGUCAACAAAGCAAGUCAGGCCCCUGCAUUAGGAGAUUGUCUGUCGACUCUGGACUUUAAGCUGAACAGUGAUGUGAAAUUAGGUUUGGGGGCUGGGAGAAAGGAUACGUGCAAGGAGCGAUGCUUAACCAGGGUCCCCAUGAUAGAAGAAGCUGGCAGACAGGUGUAUCCCUUAACUUAUUUUCAGUAUUACUAUGGACAUGAUCUCCUCUGGAAAGACCUAUCAAAAAGCUAAAUGUUAAUUUUUUUUUUCUUAAAAAUACUGAACUUUAAAGAAAUUUAGAGAGUGGCACUGAUUUGGAUCUCAGAAAAUUUUCUUGUUUCCCUAGUAUUAUUGAUUCUGCUGAGUCACCAGCUUAAACUGGUGACACCCAGAAAAAAAGAUAAAUGAUUAGUGGCCUUACAGCAUUUUGAGAGUAAACAACCCAUUGGUCAGCUACCCUCUGGGUAAAGAAAUAGGAACACAAAACCAAGCCCCUUAAUCUCUUGUUCUGGUGGCUGACGUGGACAGAAGGGUGAACACCAGAGCUUCUCUGACGUGCAUACUUUCUCCAGAAGGUAGAGGGCUGUGAAUGUUCUGAGAAAAACACUAUAGGUCUUCAUCAGGAGAGGAGAAUUGAUAAAUCUUAAAACAUAACACUCAAAGCUAGUUUGCAUUUUCAGAAGCAGGGAAUUGUGUGGAAAAAGUGGUUUUUACUUUCUUCUGAUCUCAAAUUGUCUGACCUAGUGUGUGUUUGGUACUUGGGGAGAGAGGGCACAGAAGUGGUUUAUAGACUGUUCCGUGGUACCCCUGGGGGUCUCUUGUCGUGAAGGGAAGACCAUUUGAUGAAGGAUGAAGAGUGUGAUGCCCAUCUGAAAACCCCAUCAACCUCCAAUCAGAGUAUUUGGCUACCAUUAUUGUUCCCCUUAACUGGAAAGUCUUUAAGGCUAUUAAAGGCUUGGGAACUUUGGUUGAAAUGAUUACUUGAAGACCCGCCAAAGAAUCUGGGAAAUUUUCUAGCCAACAAUGCCUGCCCUGGCUUCUGCUACAUUCAGGAUGCUAACAGGGCUUGGAGGCUGAAGGGCCAAAAGAGAGGGCCAUUUAUUUAAAUUUUUAAGCAUGAAUCCUUUGAAAGAAAAGGCAAAACAAUCAAUAUGUGAUGGCCAGGCAUAGAGAGUCUUGAAUUGCUUAUUUUUCUAAAGUGGUUGCAAAUAGCCUGAUCUCAGUGGCAAGGAGGGGCAAGCCUGGGCUCUCGAUGGGCCAUGGAAUAUCGAAAUUUCUACAUUUGCAGGGGCGGGAGUUGCCAUUUUUGUUCAUUGACGUGUAGGAAAAAGUACAGUUUGGGCACAGAGAAGGGUCCUGUGAGAGAGUCAAGCUAACGAUUACCCUCGCUGGGGUUCACAGGUGAACGGUAAUGGGAAACUGAUACAGCCUUUAGAAGCUGAAAACUGGUGGUUUACCUGUCUCGAACUGAACCCAAGGGGAUGCUUCGGCAUGGGUUGAAACCUGUCAGGUGCCUUCUACACGCACAUGGUCUGUGGUGGAUUCUGAUAGUGGCACGUUAGCCGGUCAACCAAAUUUAACAGCCAGGGUUUUCCGGCAGCCAUUUUAGACCUCUGUGUGUGUCAGAAAGUUAUAUUUGGCAACAAUUUAUGGAGUUCUUGGCCAAUCUCUCUGUAAAAAGCCACCUGAGGAGGUUCAGUUAAGAAAAUUCAGACAAUUUCUCUGUCAUCAUACCCCUGUGUUUAGUUUUUUCUAUAGUCUCAAGUUUAUUUUCUGAGUGAUUUUCUAUAGGAACCAAAAUGAUGUUUUCGUAAAAUAACAGGUAUUUUUAAAGGAAAAAUGUCUUCGUUAUGUAAGUACCUUCCAUGAUUGGAACAUAUUUCUUACUGCACAGAAUCAUCACAUUAGGUCAUUUAAAGCUGAGAAAGGUGUUAGGGAUGUAGUUCAAAUUCUUUAUUUAAAGACACAAACAUUUUUCUAUAUAUUUUGUGAAAAUCCUGAUGGGAUGCUGGAUGUAACUUCUGUACAGAAUUGAACUUUACAAGAAUUUUAGUAAAAUAGGCGGAUUGCCCCAGAUUCCUUCGUGCUUUAGUUUCGUCUCGGAAAAAUGCUGCUUCCAGUUAUUAAUCUGGUCUUAUAAGGAAAAAAACCAUACAUACUUUUCCCCCCUUACAUUGUGUGAAUUUUAUGAUAGGCGUUUUCUAUUUGUAUAUAUGAUUGUUCUCCUGUGUUGUACCCCACAUUUGUUGGUAAGCCAUGUUUACUGUGAAGACAGCUGUAGGGCAAGUGGACACAUGCCUGGUCUUUACAGUCCCCUGAUGCUAGGAAAGAAGUAAUUCCGUAUGUUAGUUAAGAGGCCCUGCAAUCUCUUCGUAAUACCUAAAAUAUUAUGAAAGGAGAUUUGAGAGGUUGUGCACCCCUAUCCUUCGAAACCCAUCUCCAGCACUGUGUCUCUGGGAAGUGUGAAAUAGCAGAAUGACUACCAUUUUGUGGAUUCCCUCAUUGACUGACUCCCCCAUCUUUCCUGCUAUAUGUUAUGUGCUGCUAGCUCUGCCUGGUGGAAAUCAUCUCUUCUUCAUGGAUGGCACUGUCCUCUCUUUAUGAAUGAGGCAGACUGAACUGCCCAGUGUGGAAUUCAUUAGAAGUUCAUAAAGGCCUGUGAAGGAUGUGGGUGGAAUGAGGUGAAUGUGAAAUUGAUGCUUUGGCCCUGGGAACUUUUUGCUUGUGAGCUGCAGAGCGAAAGGAGUCAGGGUGUAUGUACUUCAUUCUGUUUCCCUAUAAGGAAAUGUGUGGGGCUGCUCUCUUCAUUUCUCACCAUUGUCCAGGAAAGGGAAAUUAUGACUAUCAAUUGAUAACUUCAGUCAAGCUCUAGGAUUGUAUUAUCUGUUUUGUGGGGAAGCAUGCCUUUUGUUGUCUUUGCCGUACCAGCUUUGGUGACCACCAUGCAUUUUUAUUUUAGCGUAGUUUUCCUGUUACCUAGGUUGUGUGCAUUGGUGGUGGUGGUGUUUUCUUUUGAACUACUGCUGAUUGUGAACGGUGAUGUUAUCUCAAAAUCCUGAAACCAAGGAAAUAGCCAAUGCAUAGGACUUGGGGUAGAUGAAAGCAUUGGUGUUGAUGUAGGUUAAGUUUUGACAGAAUUAGCAGAAAUAUACUGAACUGAGGGAUAAUGUGGCUUUAAAGACCCCAUGUUUGUUUUUAACAUUUGGAGAAGCCACCUGUCCUAGGUCCUUAUUUUUGGGAAAUUCAUCGUUUCAUGCAAAUACCAUUGGUGGGGCAUACUUAACAGCCUGGAUGACUGGCUUCUUCUCAGUCAGUAAACGAGGAAUUCUAAUAAUUGCCAAAGGUGGGGGGUAAUUUUGCCUUUCAUAGGUCAUUCUGUGGUGAAAUUUCCAAUCACAGUAUCUUGUAAAAAGCAUAACAUUAUAAUUUCCCUUCUCUUUUCUGAUCUAAGAGCACAGUAGAGGAAGAGUAAAGUUCUGAUGUGAUACAAAAUAGUUCAUUGACUCUGUGUUUUUGACCAAGGAAAUGGCUGAGAUGUUAAACUAAGUGGUUGUUACAUGGUUCGUAUGGUGACCUCAAAAGGAUAAUGAAAUUGGGACAUUCAGUCAAACUGGGACUCCUCUGUUGAUGAGGAGCUUGUACUUUGAUUUCCUAUCUCAGGAUAUUCUUCAGUUUCAUACUGCUGCUGAGGAGGAAGGAGCGAGCGCAGACACUGUAACAGUCUCCGGAUGUUUGUGUGUGUGUAUGCAAAACUUCACACUGUGUGUGUUGUGUUCAAUGUUGUGUCAAUCUAUGAACUGACUCAAACAACAAUUUGAAGAUAGAGAAGACAGGAAUAAUGGCAAAAGACACCCAUCCACCUCUUUCUGUCAAAGUGCUUGCUAUGACUUUCAUAGCUAGGCCAAAUAACGUACCGUAUUCAGGAGCAAGGUGUCCUUGAAAGAAAUGGUGUGUUGAUCUCAUAAGAAAAUGUACAACCAAUAAAAGACAUUUAAAAAA
Messenger RNA from Leptonychotes weddellii (Weddell seal), 11366 nucleotides. It is a transcript of the gene MAP2K6, whose product is annotated as mitogen-activated protein kinase kinase 6. NCBI's taxonomy places the organism in Eukaryota, Metazoa, Chordata, Mammalia, Carnivora, Phocidae. Gene Ontology annotation, molecular function: ATP binding; MAP kinase kinase activity. The record is from RefSeq and is a predicted model, not a curated record. Gene Ontology annotation, biological process: MAPK cascade; protein phosphorylation.